ACAGGGUUCUGUGAUGUCAUUCUUUACCUUCUAAAAGCCAAUGGUUCAUAGGUUUGAUGGAGAUGUACUCCAAAAGAACAAGACGGAACCGUGACAAGCAAGUGACUAGUCGAAUGCGGAUAAGUCAAUUGACCAAUUUCAGCGAUUGGCAACGCUCUUUCUCCUCCUCCGUUCGAGCUGUUGCUGCCCCCCACUCCUAAAAAGUUCACAAUCGAAGGAAGAGUAUACGCGCACGCAAUAUAUAUACGCAGGCCGUAGCCCGUACAGUGUCUCUGUAUACGAGAGAGAAUGGCGGAGGAGCGGCCAAGAGUCAUGAGCGGCAGGAGGGUGUUCAAGUCGCUGCAAUCAGCGGCGGCUCAUGGAUUGCUGCUCACCUUCACUCUGCUUCUCGCUCUGAAGCUCGAUCGAGACAUUUCAUACCCUUGGUGGACUGUUUUCAUCCCUCUUUGGUUAUUUCAUGUGGUUGUAGCAAGGGGUAGAUUCUCCUUACCUGCUCCAUCAAUGCCUCAUGGUCGAAAUUGGGCACCACAUCAUGCUAUUAUGGCAACUCCAUUGCUGGUUGCUUUUGAACUGCUGCUAUGUGUACAUCUCGACUGCCAUUAUGCUGUAAAUUUGAAGAUUGUUUUCAUUCCGCUGCUAAUGUUUGAAUCUGCCAUUUUGGCUGAUAAUGUUAGAAUGUGUAGGGCUUUGAUGCCUGGAGAUGAUGAAAACCUGACUGAUGAGGCCAUAUGGGAAACCCUUCCUCAUUUUUGGGUUGCAAUUUCCAUGGUCUUCCUCAUUGCAGCAACGACUUUCACUCUUCUAAAACUGUGUGGCGAUGUAGUUGCUCUUGGCUGGUGGGACCUAUUUAUUAACUAUGGGGUGGCUCAGUGUUUUGCCUUCCUUAUCUGCACAAAAUGGCAUAAUCCUGCCAUUCAUAGAAAUUCUCAUAUUCAAUCACCCAGUUGGGCCAGUUCAGCUUCAGCAAGUGUCAGAUAUUCUAGCCGGCGUAACAGUUUGCUGCCAUCUUUAGAUGAUGAUUUUGAAGAGAGCAGAAUUUGCAGUUUGCAAGAAAUUGGCGGGCACAUUAUGAAAGUCUUGCUUGUCGGUUUUGAGAUAGUGCUUUUUAUGCGACUAGCGGAAACUCCGCCUAGUGCUAGACAUAUUCCAAUCUCAGUUUUGUUUGCUCCUAUUUUCCUGCUCCAAGGGGUAGGAGCUCUGUUUGCUAUCUAUAGAUUUGUGGAGAAAGUAAUGCUUCUACUAGAUACUGAAGCUGGUGACAGAAACUAUUUUAGUGUACCUGCUAGGAUUCGUGAUUCUUUAGGGUUUCUUCACCGUGGAUCAAGGUUGUUGGGUUGGUGGUCAAUAGAUGAAGGAAGUCGUGAGGAGCAAGCUCGUCUUUAUCAUGCCCAGACACCGGAGUAUAAUACUUUUUCACCUGAUGCUGUAAAGAAAAUGCCCAAAGCAGAGCUUGUAGAGGAGAUAUGGAGACUGCAGGCUGCACUGGGUGAGCAAACUGAGGAGUCGGAGUUAAACCAGGAGGAGUUUGAGAAACUUCAAAACGAAAAGGUACUGUGUAAAAUUUGCUUCGAAAAGCAGAUAAACGUUGUUCUCCUUCCUUGUAGGCAUCACAUUUUGUGCAGCAUCUGUUCGGAGAAGUGCAAAAAGUGCCCCAUUUGCCGUGUAUACAUUGAAGAGCGUCUAUCUGUAUAUGAUGUAUAGCUAACUCAGAACCUGGGCUGUUUGUAACUAAAAAAGAAGCAGCAAGGAGUAGAUGCUGUCAUGGUGAGUGCAGUUUUAAUCAGUCAAGUCACCAUGGUGGAUUGUAGGUGUGUACACUACUCUCUACCGAUGUGUGUGUGUACACAAACACACACGAAGUAUAUAGUAAUAUAGUAUAUAACAGCCAACGACAUGUUUGCAUGUGUUUAGAGAUGCAGACAACAUUUGUAACUAGGAAGUAAUGAAACCAAAUCAAUUCUGACUAUUUGCUUUGAAUUUGACUGUUUCCCAUAAAGUUUAUGCUUCUAUAUUUUUUAUGAUGGAACUUCAAAGAUAUAUCUUAUUAGCUUCGAUUCUUCGAUUCGAACUCCUGAUUUAAUUGGAAUAUAUUAGGUUUUAUUGAA
Molecule: messenger RNA, 2105 nt
Organism: Cuscuta europaea
Lineage: Eukaryota; Viridiplantae; Streptophyta; Magnoliopsida; Solanales; Convolvulaceae
Source: the annotation of a GenBank genome assembly